Molecule: messenger RNA, 2166 nt
Organism: Fomitopsis serialis
Lineage: Eukaryota; Fungi; Basidiomycota; Agaricomycetes; Polyporales; Fomitopsidaceae
Exons: 15
Coding region: 1-1893 (630 amino acids)
Source: RefSeq, a predicted model, not a curated record
AUGUCGCCAGUGAAGUUCAUCCCGGCGGGACGCCGCGGUGCGAUAUCCAAGAAACGACGGCUCUCGGCCAGGACUUCGCUGUUGCGAGCUAGUAAGUACUGGCGCAACGACUCGGAGUGGGCGUACAUCCCGCAGGGCCGUAUGAGGAUCACGGGCAUCGCAUAUCUCCAGGAGGGCUAUACUUCGAGGAGGACGUCGAGAAGGUUGACAUGUGGUUUCUCCCACAAGGCGUCCCGCAAGCUCGCUGCAGGGCCUAGAGGGAGGCUACUGGUGAGACUGAACUUCAAGGUUCCCGAGUCCACGCUCGAGCACCUCCCCACGCGCGGGAAGUUCAUCCUCCGCUCGAUCUUCUCCGAGAAAAGCACCGCAGACGGGACGCAGUCCGGCCCGACCCCGACUCGCCGCAGGCUCACGCACAAGGUGCUCGUGAAAGAGCCGACCGAAGUGCCUGGCAGCGAGGUGCGCGUCGCGGACAGCACGGACCUCCCGGUAACGGUCAUCAGCGUGGCGCACGUCGUCAUUAACACUGGCGCGCUGCGCGAGAUGCACUGGCACCCCAUCGGAUACGGGCCCAUCGCGAUGCUCGAGAUCUUCAAGUCGCCCAAGUUUGACGAGUUUUCGCCCGACCGGUGGCUCGCGGUCGCAUCGCCGCACCUCAUUCAAGCGCACUUGAAUGUCGAAAAAGCGUUCACGAAGGCGCUCGACAAAGGCCACACUCCGAUUCGUGAUGGUCAUGUACACAGGACAUGGGACAUGCAGCGAAGAACGCCUCAGGGAAGCCUUCUGCGAAGUUCUGAGAGGCCGCGACGUGAGAAGAUACUGAAGAGCACAGGCAGUCACAGCCACAAUACGCAUGCCACUCAAUCACGUAUCGGGUCGGCGUUGGAUCCGGGCAGCACCAAAUGGGAGGAUCCAGAAGACCGGUUCCUUAUACACGGCCUUGCUCAUCGCCCACGAUCGGACGUGAUCGUCCUCCGGGAUGGCAAUCGUUUGUCUCCUCCCUUAGACGACAUGGCACCCACACCAGUCGCGAUACGGGGUGCAGAUGGGCAGACUUACGACGACGAAUCGGGUGCCGAUAGACGGAGCGACGACGACUCGAGAAGACGUGCCUCUGUGCAGAGCAGCUUGCUGUUGAUCCCCGACGCUACUCGCUUUCCACUCGAAAUCUUCGAGGACAUCAUCGACCAAAUGCACAACGACACAUUGCCUGCAGCGGCGCAGGUCUGUGCAGCAUGGUACCCUCGAGCCAUGCGCAACCUCUACUACACCGUCGAAAUUAGCACACGCAGACGCUUCGACAUGUUGUUCAAGCAGUGCCGCGCGUCUCUGCGUGUCAAGCAGUGGCUCGCAACCACCCGCGAGCUGCGAGUCACGGACGAUACUACCCCCAACGUUCUUUCAAGACUCGUACUGUACGGAAUUGCUAAACACAAGACUAUCAGCUAUGAAGUGGAGGCUACAUCCUUUGUGCAUAAUACCGCCUUGCGAUCCUUGGUUCUCGAUUUCUAUGGUCUCGAUCUCAAAGCGCAAGAUCAGGGGGAUGCGAUGAACAUAGUAGCGCGCAGGUCCCACGAUAUCCUCUCCACUGUCCGAAGCCACCAGCUCGAGCACAUCGAGAUCCUCCCUGGAUUUCACAUGGACCACCUCUCUGCACCCACCCUCGAGCGCGUCGAUUUACGGGCCCUGCACGAGACCAUGAGCCAGCCGCACUUCAACGCGCUGAAAGAUGUCAGCGUGAAGAUGUGCCUGCGGGUUUCGCAGGCUUGCCACAGCACCAGCAAAGCUCAGGCCGAGGAUGUCCGUCAGAAGUUCGAGGCCAUGUUUCGGGAGGUUCUCCAGCCGUGGUCUGACCGCGGUAUAAUCAAGCACUUCACCCGGGGACCGAUAUAGUGUAGACCCGCUUGUGUCUCAUGGUUCUCGAGACAUGCUCCCUUGCUCCGACGGGUGACUCGUAGGGACGCUGUAUUGCAUUUGGAAACCGAACUGUUAGCUUACGAGGCGCCAAUUCAAAGCAGCAUUCUGGAUAUAGCGCGGCGCUGUGAGGCUGCAAAGGCAGUCAGUAGACAGGCCACGUCCAAAACCACCUGUUGACACAAUUAGAUCAACGCAUCGGCCAUCGGCGGACUCGAUAGAUGCCUGUCGAAUUUCUGAGACCCGGAAGCC